Messenger RNA from Cottoperca gobio, 828 nucleotides. It is a transcript of the gene sfxn2, whose product is annotated as sideroflexin 2. The transcript is spliced from 11 exons. Gene Ontology annotation, cellular component: mitochondrial inner membrane. The record is from RefSeq and is a predicted model, not a curated record. Bases 1 to 828 code for a protein of 275 amino acids. Gene Ontology annotation, biological process: serine import into mitochondrion; monoatomic ion transport. Gene Ontology annotation, molecular function: monoatomic ion transmembrane transporter activity. Lineage: Eukaryota; Metazoa; Chordata; Actinopteri; Perciformes; Bovichtidae.
AUGGACACUAAAACCGAAUGGCAGGGGUCCGUCCCUCCCGGCACCACAGAGGAGCAGCUCCACUACGCCAAGAAGCUGUACGACUCGGCCUUCCACCCAGACACCGGAGACCGCAUGAACCUCAUCGGCCGCAUGUCCUUCCAGGUCCCUGGAGGCAUGGCCAUCACGGGCUUCAUGCUGCAGUUCUACAGGACAGUUCCUGCUGUGGUGUUCUGGCAGUGGGUGAAUCAGUCCUUCAACGCUCUGGUCAACUACACCAACCGUAACGCUGCCUCCCCCAUCACUCCCAAGCAGAUUGGCGUAGCCUACGUCACAGCAACCAGCACAGCUCUAGCAACAGCAGUCGGCCUCAACCUCUACACAAAGAAAGCUCCUCCUCUUGUGGCUCGCUGGGUCCCUUUUGCAGCGGUGGCAUCAGCCAACUGUGUUAACAUUCCUAUGAUGAGGCAACAGGAAAUUCUGAACGGCAUUGCUGUCACAGAUGAAAAUGGGAACAAACUGGGCCACUCUAAGAAAGCGGCAGUAAAAGGCAUCACUCAGGUGGUCGUCUCUCGGAUCACCAUGGCUGCACCAGGAAUGAUCAUCCUCCCCAUCAUCAUGCAGAGGGUGGAAAAGUACAAGUUCAUGCAGAGAAUCACGUAUCUUCACGGACCAAUCCAAGUGAUGAUGGUGGGAGUGUUUUUGGUCUUCAUGGUGCCUGCUGCCUGCUCUCUGUUCCCUCAGAGAUGCUCUAUGGCCGUGUCGAAUCUGGAGCCCGAGCUGAAAGACUCCAUCAUGUCUCAAUAUGGAGACGCUGUACAACGUGUGUACUUCAACAAAGGCCUCUGA